Messenger RNA from Polyodon spathula (Mississippi paddlefish), 1933 nucleotides. Its product is annotated as UAP56-interacting factor-like. Gene Ontology annotation, biological process: mRNA export from nucleus. The transcript has 9 exons. The record is from RefSeq and is a predicted model, not a curated record. The coding region runs from base 459 to 1289 and encodes 276 amino acids. NCBI's taxonomy places the organism in Eukaryota, Metazoa, Chordata, Actinopteri, Acipenseriformes, Polyodontidae. Gene Ontology annotation, molecular function: mRNA binding.
AAACCCAGAGUGUUUUUUAGCUGUGUGAUGUCAUAUAUGUGACUGACUGGGAAUGAGAUACCAGGGCCCGCGGAGGUUGGAGUUGAGGUUAACUACAGCAGCUGCCACGGUUUCGACGUGACCCACCAACAUGCAACCGGAGAGGUGUUACAAAAAUAAAUGAAAAGGAAGUGCAUUGGACAUCUGCUGAGUGCGGGAUACCUGCGUGAAACAAACCACCAUCCUAAAAACGAGACUAGAAGGAAGCUGCGUACUUGUGUGUUUGUCUGUGCGCUUUAUCAAAUGCGUAAACUACAAUCUGCAGUGUUAAUCAUGCUACCGCUGCAACAACCAACCCAUCCAUGCACCGAGCCGGGUAAAACAAGUUCAGAACAGGUUGUAAUGAUGAUAUAAUCAGGCUGAAGAAGAAGGAGCAGAGGAACCUCCAGCUGACCCGGUUUUCCCAGGGGAAGCCCAGGAUGAACUGGAAGCUCCAGCCGGGCUGGCCAGCACCUCCAAUUCCGAGAACAGCAUGGCGCGGGACCCAGCAGCAGAGAGGCCUAGGGAUCAACAGGCUGGGAGUCCAAGGGAAGAAGCUGCUGCCUGCCGUGGGGAAAAGGCGUGCCCAGGGCAUGGUCACGUGGCUGGCUGCCAGAAAACCUGGAGUGCUGCGGAAAGGAAUCAGCCCGCUAAACAGACCGGCUUUCACUCAGAUGAGAGCCCAUCCUGGGUUGCAGAGAAGGAUGCCCCCUUACACACAAACUGAUGCACAGAGGAGGCAGCUGCCAGCUGUGACAGGGCCUGUCGAGCAUAGAAGGAAUGUUUUGCCAGCCAGCAUCCCCAGGCCAGCAGCCCCACCACUAGCAGCACAUCGCCCCCCAGCUCACCAGACCCAGAAGGAGUUGCGUCAGGCCACUUUCCUGUCCAGGAGAGGGCUCAAGGUUCAGACUCAUUUGCCGACAGUGCAAAGCAAGCCACCAAUAACCCAAAGAACGCGACAUUUUGCUUCUGUCACCAGAUGGCGCACAUCCACCACAGAUGGAGGCAUAUUGACUGUAUCCAUAGACAACCCGACUGCCAGAAUAGUGCCACCAGACCCCCCCAGGCCACGGGUCCUGCGCCCCCCGAUGCCUCCUGCCCCCCUGAAGCUGGAGGAGAAGAAAGUCCCCAAAGGAGUGCCUCUGGAGUUUGACAUCAGCAGCAUGGGGAAGCAGACGGCCCUGACCCUGAAUGAGCGGUUUAAAAUCCUGAAGGAUCAGAGGACGGCUGUCGCUCAGAGUAAAGGGAACCGCUUUGUUACAGUGGGGUAAAGAGCGACGCCAGCCAGCCUUCCACGCACCACUGAAGUUCGCACCAAACAACUUGCAGGGAGCAGCUUCCCUUCCUAUUCAGGACAGUGAUAUAGCAGAUUUGUGAUUCGGAACCCUUACUUUGUACAAUGUUAAAAAGAGUGCCAGCUGGGAUUUUGUUUCGAGGUUAAUAAUGAUGCAGAAGAUAAGGACUUGGGUUGAGAGAGAUGGAGACACGCAGUUUUCUGUAUUUCAUCUUGGUGGGGGGAAAUCUUAACAAAAACACCCCCUAAUGCAGUGAAACGGCAGGAUAAAAAAAAUAAGAAGUAGUUUAUUUUAUCUGUGUUUUUUUUUUAAAUAAGCGCAACAAGUAGCACGUUUUGCUUUUUUGUUUUAAGUUGUGUUUUAAAAGUGCCCUUUUAGAAGCUGGGAGUCUGCUGCGGCUCUCUUCAGCAGUUCUCCCCUCUCGGCGCACACACCCGCACCCGGUUCUGCGAUUCUUCUGAGACGAGCUGUGCCCUUUUGUGUUCAGCUGGCUGAUUGCCCGCACUGGGGACGUUUGCCCCUGUGCCUGUUUGUUACGGUUGCAGUAAUUGUUGCACAAAAAAAAAAAUAAUAAUGUGUUGAAUUCUGAAUAAACAAAAAAAAACUUUUUUAAAAAUAAA